Molecule: messenger RNA, 854 nt
Organism: Folsomia candida
Lineage: Eukaryota; Metazoa; Arthropoda; Collembola; Entomobryomorpha; Isotomidae
Exons: 3
Coding region: 27-824 (265 amino acids)
Source: RefSeq, a predicted model, not a curated record
ACCACACACCUUCAUCAAACUCAACAAUGAACAAUUACAACCGAUCCGGACGAACGAUGGCGAACCCCUCAAACUCUUGCACUGGAAUUUACCCAAGAGGGACUCAGCGUGGCUUUGAUUCCUACGCUUCUCUGCCAAACAUGAUGGGAUACUCACAACAACAACAACAGGGCACAUACGGAGGGACGGGCUACAGCCAACCGACCAUGGCGUCUCGCCAACGUCAACAAGUCGGGCGAACCGCCAACUGUUGUCGACCCCGUCAAGGAUUCGGUGGACCGGCGGCCACCCCGUCGACCCAGAUGCAAAUGCAGAUGCUCAGUCGGAACAAUGCAACUUGUGCCCCACCGCGAGGUCGUGCCGCUCCAAAUGCAUUCUGUGAAAACGUUGGACCUGGACCCGCCCCCAUCAACGUCAAUAUUUCUGCCGCACAACUCGCCUCCGCCGGAAACCAGCCAACCCAGGGGAGUCGCCAAGAGGCCGGUAUGGAAGGGAAUCCUGGAGUGAAAUAUAUUCCGCUGAGCUGGGAAGACAUUUUGGGCAAGACUGGAAUGAAUGGUAUGAAAGUGAGCAUGGUCCCGUCUGGUGAUCCAGGAAAUGGAAAUCGACAGCUGAAGGUAUCCUUUGGAGGUCAAUCUGGUCAAAUGCAGCCGGGCGAGACGCCGCUCAAUGUGGUUUCCUUUCAGCCAGUCACUUCUUCCGGACGUGUUGACCACGCUGCAGUGAUGCAACAACAGCGCGCAGGACCACCAAACGGGGGAAAUUUACGGGGACUUCCACAACAGCGACAGUGCUCUUGCUCAAACUGUCGAGGAGGUCGAUAAAUGAAGUAUAAUUAAGCUACUAAAUUUUUG